Messenger RNA from Dacryopinax primogenitus, 1380 nucleotides. RefSeq lists its product as uncharacterized. The transcript has 5 exons. Lineage: Eukaryota; Fungi; Basidiomycota; Dacrymycetes; Dacrymycetales; Dacrymycetaceae. The coding region runs from base 52 to 1251 and encodes 399 amino acids. The record is from RefSeq and is a predicted model, not a curated record.
CUCGUCAUUGUCUCCUCCAACGACCACUGGGAUAUCCGGAUAUCCUGAACAAUGUCUACAAUCAACACCACAGUGCCAAGCUCAUCUACAGGCACAUCUUUUCAACCAACUGAUGCUUGGGUUCCGGUUGCUGCAAAUGGAGCCACGAGCGGCGAGGGCGAGUUCCUGGUGGGCGACACCGUGAAUGGAAGGGCCAACGCGUUCAUAACCUACACGUUCACCCAGCCCGCAACUGGAUUUGAGUACUGGGCUUGGCAGCGUUCCGACGGUGGCCUCUUCUCCAUUUGCUUCGAUUGUCCACAGACGUACACCCUCGGUGACCGCAUCGACGCCCUCAAUACCUCGACACAGGGCACAGAGCCUCCGAGGUUACUGUAUUCGAAAUAUGAUCUGAGCUACGCAGUGCACAAUCUCACCAUUGCAAAUCUGUUUGACCAGCGGGCUACGAUCGACAAUGCAACGAAUGGAGGGUAUGGUCAGAUGACGUUGGACCGUUUCGUCCUUAUUACGCCAUCGACACCGCCCAAUACGUCAGGGGCAGGCACGUCAACAUCGACUUCACCCAGCGGAUCCCCUUCCUCUGGAGCCGCAGGCGGCGGAGGAUCAUCGUCCGGCUCAUCCAGCAAUGCGGGUCCCAUUGCAGGUGGCGUGGUGGGAGGGGUAGCUGGUCUGGCAAUUAUCGCUCUCAUCCUUUGGUUCUUCUUCUUCCGCAAUCGGGAUCGGAGAAUGAGCGUAUUGGAUAUGAAUCCCGAACAUGGACCGGUUAACUACGAGCCGAAGGAUGUCCCAGAUCUUUCUGGAAACCCAGCUGCGCCUUUCAUUCUGGGGACGCAACCGCAAGUAUAUGCGCCCAAUCAGGCCAUGGUUAACCAGGGAUCCACAGAUCAGGCCGUAUACCAACCAGCAGCCACAUCAAGCUCAUCUGGCCCCUCAACCUCAUCAGGUCCCUCGACAUCCGCCCCAAGUGAAUACGGUGCACAUGCGGUGCACAUGGCAGCCGUUGCAGGAGCACCACCGAGGAAGGGAGCACCAAACAUGGCUGCUGCCCCAGUCACGCGUUCAGAGCAACCAGUGUCUCCAUCGGUUUACCCCGCAAGCUCCGAAGUCAGCGCACCGAGCUCUGGCUAUGCGACCAUGGCCCUUUCUCCUCGUAGGGAGCGAGACGCCGGGUUCUUGCAGGGCGACGAACUCGAACCUGCCACACUUCCUCCUGACUACGAUGCUGCCACUGCACGACGACGGACUGAUUAAUCGUAGCUGGAAAUGACCUGAUCAGUACUGCACGUUAUUGUAAAUCAUCCCUUUUCAGGAUUCUCGAACGAUCAUUCAAUUUUACCCUUUUGGUUCGUGUUGUAACCCAGCGUCCUUCGCAUCAAUAAG